AGCCCACUUCACGUAGGUACAACUGGUACAGGAAAAUAAAUACAGCAUGUGAGCAUGUCAUGUCAUUUGAUGUCAUUUGACUUCGACUGGUCGUCAUAUACGAUUUUGAAAAAAUCAACAAUUGGUAAACCAGGUUAUGGAACAAGGUCAGAUGUUAUCAUAAAAAGUCUACAUAUAAAUUGAAUAAUGUUCUUUAAUCAAAUCUACAUACUAUGGUUCAGUAUAGAUAGCCACAACUGAGGCUUCAACAUCCCCAUAUAAUGGAGAACUAUACUUCAAGCAGUAGUGAUGAAGAAAAUAGUUACAAAGUGAUUGAUUAUGCCUAUCUGCUCCUGGACCCUGAUUCUGUUGAAAAAAAACUACAAGAGUAUUUGGAAGACACAAAAAGUGCUAAAAUCGAGAAGCUCAUCUUACAUCACAAUCGACUCUGUGAGUUACCACCUAACCUGACCAGAUUUUUCAACACCAGAGUUCUUGAUAUCAGCAACAAUGGCCUCACUACAUUACCCAAUCUACUAGAAUACCUACCUUUGACUACCCUCAUUGCCAAAAACAAUCUGCUCACAUGUAAUUCGUUGCCUAAAACAUUCACAAAAUGUUCGAAUUUGAAAGAGUUGAAUUUGAGCGGAAAUCAAAUUACACAGUUUCCUGAGCAGAUUCUGGAGUUUGUGAAUCUGAAGUUUUUGUAUUUGGGUGGAAAUAAAAUGCAGCAAAUUUCCAGAAAUAUAUGGAAAUUGAAAAAUUUGCAGAUGGUUUCAUUUGGAGGUAAUGAAUUAUCAGAAGUGCCGACCACUUUAGGACAACUACACAAUUUACAAGCCCUAGUACUAUGUGAUAAUCAAAUCGAAUGUCUUCCUUCCAAUAUAGCCAAUUUACACAAACUGAAGUCGUUGCUUUUGCACAAGAAUAAAUUGAGAACACUUCCACCUGAGAUUAUUGCUCUGAAAAAUUUGACAGAGUUGAGUCUUCGAGAAAAUCCUCUCGUAGUCAGAUUCGUUAGCCAAAUGAGUUAUGAUCCUGCUAGCCUCUUGGAGUUAUCAGCCAGAGCUGUAAAAUUACAUGAAAUACCAUAUGGAACUGAAGAUAUUCCAGGGACUCUUUUCAAAUACAUGGAUUCUGCACAUCACUGCGUCAAUCGACAAUGCAAAGGUGUCUACUUUGAUAACAGAGUGGAACACAUAAAAUUCGUUGAUUUCUGUGGGAAAUAUCGAAUACCCCUGUUGCAAUACCUAUGUUCCUCAAAGUGUGUCAACACUAAGAAAUUGAGAAGAGAUGAUAUCCAUGAUAGGCCAUCUAGGUCUUAUAUGAUGAAGAAAGUAUUAUUGGGUUGAAAAAAAUGUAUAUAAUCUUACAUAUUUUAUUAAGUUUGAAAUUACAAUUCUAGAUCAUGAACUGGAUGUUUGUUGAAUGCCUUUGUAUUGUUGUAUCAUAUUUUAUACUGUGCCAUUUAGGCAAUGACUGCUGAAUGAAAAUAAAUUUUAAAUCGAA
Molecule: messenger RNA, 1488 nt
Organism: Phaedon cochleariae (mustard beetle)
Lineage: Eukaryota; Metazoa; Arthropoda; Insecta; Coleoptera; Chrysomelidae
Source: the annotation of a GenBank genome assembly